CCAUCGUCUUCUUUAGUGUUUUCACCAUCUUCCACCUUCAACUUACCUAGACAGCUCCUUUCCACCUCUUUUCUCUCUAUCUUUUUCUCUUUUAUAUUCUCCGACAAAACAAAACACACAAAGAGACUCAGACAAGACUGUUCGAAACUAAAACAACAUACACACCAUCAUGGGUUCUUCCCCUUCUAAAACCACUUCUUCUUCUUCGUGUUGCUCGGCGUCAACUUCACCUCCCGUGACGAAACUCAUGAACUCCAAGGUCUCAUCGCCGUCGCCUACGACGGUUCCGAAAUCUUUCUCAUUUCCGAUGCCGUCGGUUCACCAUCCACCGGCUAAUAAAGGCGACUCGGACCACCUCGUCUCUCUCACAUCCACCACUUACGGUUCUCUUCACAUCACCGAUCUCAACGUAGACUCUGUCAUACAAACGUUGCCUCAUAUCAAGAAGACGCCUGAACCAGAUGAGUCACACGACUCGUUAUCUCCAGACUCAGUGAUUAACACAUGGGAGCUCAUGAACGGCCUCGAGGACGACUACUUGGAUACUUGUGAUAACGGUAACGAUCCGGUCACAGCUGAUCAGGACGUUGGUGUUAAUGUGUCUGCCCUGGAACUGGAUGACUCUUACGAGUUCGUGGGAAUUGAAGAAGAUGAUGAAGAUUGGAUCCCAUUGCCUUUAAAAUCUAAGCAGCCUCUGUGGAAACAUUUAGCUGAAGAAUCAUUUCUCUCUGAUUUAGAUCCUAACAUCAUCUCAUCCUACAAGAGAGCAUUGUCUUCAAAACAAAUAGGCAAAGACACAAGACCAACCAGUUUACCAGAACCUGUACGUUUGAGUUUAGUGAGUUCUCAGGCUUUGGAAGAGCAAGAGAAACCAAGGUUGUCUGAAGUAGAGGACGACAAGAACAAGGUAAUAUUGUACUUCACUAGCCUCAGGGGAAUACGAAAGACUUUUGAGGAUUGCUGUUAUGUAAGAACGGUCUUGAGAGGGUAUCAGGUUGCGGUAGAAGAACGUGACAUUUCAAUGGACUCAAGAUACAGAAAAGAGCUUCAGAUUGCACUAAGUGAAGAGAAACCGGUUUGUUUGCCUCAGGUGUUCAUAAGAGGUGUCCACAUUGGUGGAAUGGAGGAGAUCAAGAAACUCAAUGAUGGAGGUGAACUUGGAGAGAUGUUAAAAGGGUUUCCUGUUUGUGAAUCCGUGGGAGCUUGUGAAUGCUGCGGGGAUGCAAGGUUUGUGCCUUGUACUAGUUGUGGUGGUAGCACCAAAGUGUUUGAGGAACAAGAAGAUGGGUUUAAGAGAUGCAAUGGUUGCAAUGAGAAUGGUUUGGUACGUUGUACGAAAUGUUGUCUCUAG
Eruca vesicaria subsp. sativa (arugula) is the source of this 1351-nucleotide messenger RNA. The record is from the annotation of a GenBank genome assembly. NCBI's taxonomy places the organism in Eukaryota, Viridiplantae, Streptophyta, Magnoliopsida, Brassicales, Brassicaceae.